Molecule: messenger RNA, 1452 nt
Organism: Zophobas morio
Lineage: Eukaryota; Metazoa; Arthropoda; Insecta; Coleoptera; Tenebrionidae
Exons: 3
Coding region: 106-1365 (419 amino acids)
Source: RefSeq, a predicted model, not a curated record
ACUGACCUAAUUGUUCAGUUUACUGAGUGUGUUUUGACUGCAGUGGCCGACUUAAGUGUGUCUUCUUCAUACAUGAGCUUGUAGCAAACUCUUCGAUUUUCCGAAAUGAAGCCUUUCGUCUUCGCCCUCCUAGUCGCCCUGCUCCCUCUCGCCCUGUCCGAGUACCCUCGCAUGAAAUUCCGCAACCCCGCCCACUACCCCAAGCCCCCGCCCUACCAGCAACCCAUCAAGAAGUGGCAGCAGCAGCCCCCGCGCCCUGCCCCAUCGCGCCAGCGCCCCCCCAUCCGCCCCCCGAUCCCCGUGCGCAUGCCCCCCCACCACAAAAUCCAAAUGGGGGCGGCGGCCUCCGUCAACCGCCCCGUCGCCGUUCCGGUGCGCAGCUUCUGGAAGAACACCCAAACGACCUUCCGGUCCACCCCCACCGAGCAGUAUUUCGUGACUUCCGCCCCCGUUUUACCCAAGAAGACGUUCCAGUCGUCGCCGGCAAUUUUAGCCCAAGAGUACGACUUCCAGAUCCAGAGUAACAACGUCUUGAAUAAUAUCCAGACGAUCAAGCAGAUUGGGGAGAAGGGGCCCAUACAUACUAUUCCUGCCCCGAAUUUGAGCUUGGCGGAUAGGCCAGUGGGGCAGAAGGUGGAGCCAGGGGCGGAGAAAUUCCAGAUGCAGAGAUACCCAGAAGUAGCUACCUAUGUCCAAAUUCAAAAAGCGCAUCAGUACCAAGUGACCGAAGCUCCCGAUUUUGCUAAGCAGACGGUGUUCAAGACCUACUACGAAACUCACACUCUUCCCAAUGACCUUUAUCAGUACCAUCUGGUUAACCCGUCGACGAUUACCCUUCCACUACUCCCGAAUUACCUCCAACAAACCCAGCAGAACUAUGUGGAGCCUGCACCUGAACAAUUCGCCAUGGAUAAGAGUGGCCACGACGAACCCACACGAAGAGACCCAUCGUCUCUGGUCACCGCCACUUAUAAUCUCGAGCCUGAAGCCUCUGAAUCCAUCAUACAGUCACAGUACGUCCAGAACUACUUCGAUACCAGAGAUAAUGGUAACAGUGUCCCGGAUGCUAAACCCAGCGAGAAGAAUGUUACUGAGGGUUACUACAUCACGUUACCAAAUAAAGAGGCCGGGGAUGCCUUAGCGAGUUUACAAGCAGCCGGGCAGUUGAAUAGUAGUUUACAAAAGAAGAAUGAGGUACCUGUUUCGAUCUACGUUCCCGAAGACGGAGAAGAUAUACGGGAUGAUAGUGGUCAAUUGGACGACGGGGAGGAGCUUUACGACGACUACUCCCAAGAGGAUUUGAUUACAGAGGAGAUGAGGAGGGGUGGGGAUGAGGCGUUUGGCCAUAGAGUGAAGACGAAGUGAGAUAACAAUAUUUAUUUAUUUAUUUAUAUUAUGAGCUCUCAUAGAGUGUAUUUAUGUUGCUAUUUAAAUAAAAACAACUUAGUUUGA